This is a messenger RNA of Oryzias latipes (Japanese medaka), 2723 nucleotides long. RefSeq lists its product as uncharacterized. Gene Ontology annotation, cellular component: membrane raft; external side of plasma membrane. Gene Ontology annotation, biological process: positive regulation of ERK1 and ERK2 cascade; interleukin-15-mediated signaling pathway; T cell activation. The record is from RefSeq and is a predicted model, not a curated record. Gene Ontology annotation, molecular function: protein tyrosine kinase binding; MHC class II protein binding. Lineage: Eukaryota; Metazoa; Chordata; Actinopteri; Beloniformes; Adrianichthyidae.
GCCAUGUUUGUCCUGAAAGGAUAAACGCACACAGUCCUCUGCUUUCCUGUGACAUGAGGUCCACUGUUCAGGGUUUUUUUGAAGCUCUACACAUAACUGGGAUCUGGAGACCGGGCCGCAGUGAACUAUGAUCGUAAAAAGGAAGCAAUGUCUUUAUCCAAAGACACCAACCUUUGGGUGUGGGUGCCUGUGCACGUGUGUGAACAGGCUCGGUUGUUCAGAUAAACAUCUGGGUGUUAAAGUUAUGAGGAUAAUCAUGGAGACAAGUUCAGUUUCUUUUCCUUUGUCAUCCUCAUCAAACUUCUGCUUCAUUUCUUCCUUUUCCCAUCUCUAAAAUGCAAAUUUUCCACAUUCUCUUCUGUCUUUCAUCCAGUCCAAAAAGAAAUCCAUACGAGUAAAAUCAAAAAGAAUUUGGGCUUAAUAUUUUGAAAACAUGUUUAACCAGCAAAACUGAUGUACAGACCAGUCGAUGCUGUUAGAGGACAAAUGUUAGUUUGUCUAAAAAGGAGCAUUUUGACGGAUCAUUCAUGAAGACCUGACUAGCAUGUGUGCUUCUAUCAAAUGUUCUGAAAAUGGACUAUAAAGAAAUUUUAGAUGUACCCAGUUUUAAGACAGAAUAGAUUUCAAUGAGAAUCCAAACCUGAAGUUUUAGAGUUUAACUUAAAGCAAACGGUGACAGACGGACGGCUGCGUCUGCAGACUGACGUCCAGCUGGGAUCAAACCGAAUCAGUCGCUUCCUUCACAAGACGGGACCAGUUGGAGUAAAAGAGGACGGACUUUGUGAUCAAAAGUAAUGAGCAGCUUAGAAGCAUGUUGUGAGUACAGGAAACCAAAGGACAAACAGCACUUCCUCUGUUAUAACACUUCUGAUAGGAAGAAGAAACACUUCCUUUUUAUGAGACUGAGCUGAUGAACUGUUGAGCUUCAUCUUCAAAUGGACUGACACUAAAAUACUGAGUGGGAGGAGCCAAGACUUUCUUUUCUAUGUAGUCAUCAAAUAGGAAAUGAACAUUUACAGCGAGGCUAAGAAUGACUCUUCUACUGAAAUUAGUCUUUAUUUUCAUGCUUCAGUUUGAAGUUUCUGCUGCUGUUUUCUCUUAUAAGCCGCUGUAUAAAAGAGUUGGAGAGGACGCCGUUUUACCUUGUUCUGUUGAAAGACGCUCUAACCGGGACGUCUACUGGGUGAUCAGCAGACUCAGAAGAGCCGCUUCAGAACAGAUGAGCUGCACAGCAAACGUUGAGCAGACUGCAGCAUCCAGGCUGAGCGUGAACAGCAGCUGCUCUCUGCUCAUCAGAAACGUCACCGAGGAAGACGCUGGACGCUACGUCUGUCGGGACAGACAGGAUUACUACAACUACAUCCCUGUGUUUCUGGAAGUUCUGACCAUCUCUUUGUCUCCUUCAGAUGUCGGUGGAAGAGUCGACCUGAGGUGCUCCUUGCUAAGCUUCCAUGAACUCCACGUCUGUGAGGGAAGCACCAUCAUCUGGAUGAACCAGACGGGAUCAGAACUGUCGGCCAAAAAUCCACAGUUUGAGCUUCAAAGACCAACAAAGUGUGUUUCUGUUCUGACUGUGGAGCAUCAGAGUGGAAACCACCAGACAUUCACCUGUCAGUUUGUUAAAGACAAGCAGGUGAAGACAGAAGCCGUCUACCUUCUUACAGACACCGGUGAACAAACUAAACAUCUCAACUACAGAGUUGGAGAGGAAGUCCUUUUACCUUGCAGAACUACAUCCUCCUCUUCCUCAUGUUCUGAUGUUACCUGGCUGCACCAGAAAGGUCCAGAUGAAGCACUAAGACCAGCAGUCCACAAAGGAAGUGUUGUCCGGACUUCAGCUGCAGCUUCCAGGCUGAGUGUGAGCAGCGACGGCUCUCUGCUCAUCAGAAGCAUCACUGAGGAAGACGCUGGUCGAUAUCUGCUUCGGCUCGGCAACAAGAAUGAGUUAGACGUGUAUCUGCAUAUUUUGAGCAAUCUUUCUGGUCACAUCUUCAUCAUCCUCGCUGGAGCCGUGGUGAAGGUGGUGUUGGUGUUUCUGGGUCUGAUUGCUGCUCUGGUCUGCAUGGCCAGGAGGAGAACCAAAGGGAACGAGGACCAGAGAACGAGAACAAGUACUUUCACUCUUCGUCAUCUUCUGAUCUGGAUGAUGUCAUUUCCUGUUUCUCUCAGCUCAUAAAAAUAAACUAAGUUGGGAGAAGAACUGUGGAUGCUGAUGAAGACGCCCUGUGAAGAAGACAUGCAGAAAACUCUUCUUAGAACAAAUCUUACAAUUUUGUUUUUUAAAAGAAUGCAGAUAUCUUCUGCUCUAUGAUAAGUUUUCUUUAUUUCUUUUUAGAGAAUUCAACUACAGCAGCUUCAUUUGCUCAGAUCUGCCUUCACCUGCAAGGUUUCUAAGUGGCCUGUUCAGAAAUAGACGCAGGAAAUAUGUGUGUGUGUGUGUGUGUGUGUGUGUGUGUGUGUGUGUGUGUGUGUGUGUGUGUGUGUGUGUGUGCAUGAGUGCGUGCGUGCGAAUUGUACUGUGACUGUUCUGAUCUUCAGCUCUCAUAUGAAGCUAGUAAAGCUACAUACAUGCAUAUACAUGUAUAUAUACAUGCAAAUACAUGUAUAUGCAUGUAUAAAUAAACGCCGUUUACCUCUUCACGGAUGUGUGGGACAGACUGCUGACAUUGGGAAGAACCUUUAAAAAAGAAUAAAAGCAUCUGGAUUCUCCAGAUGACACAUUA